This is a messenger RNA of Olea europaea var. sylvestris, 1869 nucleotides long. RefSeq names its product NAC domain-containing protein 7-like. Gene Ontology annotation, molecular function: DNA binding. Gene Ontology annotation, biological process: regulation of DNA-templated transcription. Bases 405 to 1478 code for a protein of 357 amino acids. Lineage: Eukaryota; Viridiplantae; Streptophyta; Magnoliopsida; Lamiales; Oleaceae. The transcript is spliced from 4 exons. The record is from RefSeq and is a predicted model, not a curated record.
UUACUUUCUCUCUAUAUUUCUCUCCUGAUUUGGUUGUCUUUAUAUAAUCCCAUUUGUUCUCUAUUCUUCCAUUACUCAGUUUGCCAAUCCGGGUUUUCUUUCCUCUCCUUAUCCGGAUCCGAUCCAGUUACAGACAAGGAGAAAACAUUAAUCCUAGCACUUCUUGUUUCUGUGUACAAGAACUGCUAGGGUUCAAGUUCCGAGAAGCAUAUAUUGUUCUUUCAUAAUUGCGUUUGUCUUUUAGCUGUCUGAAUUUGGUCUUCCUCUAAUUUUGGAGCAUUAUUGGAAUAUGUAUUCAUCUCUCUAGUCUAAAAUCUCCAUUCUCAAAGAAAACUUCUUUCUUGCUGAGACAAUUUGGUUUUGCCAGGAAAUAAUUUAAGGUUUCAGAUUUGACUCAGGAUACUAUGAAUACUUUUCCACAUGUUCCUCCAGGGUUUCGAUUCCACCCAACUGAUGAAGAACUUGUUGAUUAUUACCUUAGAAGAAAGGUUACUUCAAGAAGGAUCGACUUCAACAUUAUUAAAGAUGUUGAUCUGUACAAAAUUGAGCCUUGGGAUCUUCAAGAGCUAUGCAGAAUAGGAGCAGAAGAGCAAAAUGACUGGUACUUCUUUAGCCACAAAGACAAGAAAUAUCCAACUGGAACACGCACAAAUAGGGCAACAACAGCAGGAUUUUGGAAAGCAACUGGUAGGGACAAGGCCAUUUACUCAAAGCACGAUCUAAUUGGGAUGAGGAAGACCCUGGUGUUUUAUAAAGGAAGAGCGCCAAAUGGUCAAAAAUCAGAUUAUAUUAUGCAUGAAUAUCGCCUUGAAACAGAUGAAAAUGGGACUCCACAGGAAGAAGGUUGGGUUAUCUGCAGAGUGUUCAAGAAGAGGAUAGCCAGCAUGCAUAGAGUCAGUGAGCAUGACUCGCCAAUUUGGUAUGACGAUCAAGUUUCAUUCAUGCCGGAAAUCGACUCACCGAAACAGCAGAAUCUGGAUUACCACUAUCCUUAUAAUUCCUCCAAGAAGGAGCUUGAUUUACAGUAUCAAAUGCCACCUGAUCUGCACUUUCUGAAUCAGCUUCCACUUCUCGAAAGCCCAAAAAUGGUGCAGCCACCAACCAGCAUGAGUUGCAGCUCAAUUUCAACCUAUGGCGGCAUUCACAUAAACAAUUUAUCACACUCUUUUCAGUCAUCAAUCCAAAGCCACGAUCAGCACAACUUUCACUCAGUUUACAGAAACAGUACUACUGAACAACCUGCAGGAGAUCAAAUGACGGAUUGGCGCGUACUUGACAAGUUUGUCGCGUCCCAACUCAGCCACGAAGAGGAUGUUUCUAAGGAAAAUGACUAUUCCAAUGCAGCAGAUGCCGCCUUCCAUGGAGGCACCGAUGAAUCCAAUAUGAUGAUGAUCACACACUUGAACAAGCAAGAAACAGCACCAGAAACUAAUGCCUCGACCUCAUCCUCCAGUUGUCAAGUUGAUCUGUGGAAAUGAAUCCAAUAAAACCAAUAUGCAAACACUAUAUAUAUACUGAUCAUAUAAGCAUACAGAUGUUGAGGGUAAACAUCAUUAAUUUGUCCAGUUUCUUGUAAAUAAUAAAGCUAAAAUUAUAUUAUAAACUAACUACUGAACCUUGGACUGCCCACCUAGGAUUAAGUUAAACGGAAUGUUUUAGAGGACUAGAUAGAAGAGUGAACAAGAUUUUAGCUUCUUUUUCAUUUUUAAUCCCGUCCCCUUCUAUCCACUACAACACACCAAACGUGUCAUACAAGUAUAACGCAUGUAGCCAAGAUGUUAUUCUUGUAAGAUAAGGGCUGUACUUUGCUGCAAUAGUUGGAAUUGCAGCAUUCCAAUAUGAAAUGAUCUGAUAACCACAGAUUCUUUA